Messenger RNA from Marasmius oreades (fairy-ring Marasmius), 1237 nucleotides. RefSeq lists its product as uncharacterized. Gene Ontology annotation, biological process: superoxide metabolic process. NCBI's taxonomy places the organism in Eukaryota, Fungi, Basidiomycota, Agaricomycetes, Agaricales, Marasmiaceae. Gene Ontology annotation, molecular function: metal ion binding; superoxide dismutase activity. The transcript is spliced from 2 exons. The record is from RefSeq and is a predicted model, not a curated record. The coding region runs from base 47 to 1201 and encodes 384 amino acids.
CGCGUCUUUCCAAAAAGCACUUGAGGCCCAAAAAAAAAAGAGAGAAAUGUUGAGCCGGCUACGCUGCUCAACCUCACGUCUUCUCUUCCGUGGGUGUCAUAUACACGGACGUCUCAGCUAUGUUCGUGCACUACACACUCCCGUUCAACUAAAAUACCGACUAGAAGAAGGUUUGGGAGAGUUCCUCCCACCUCCAGCAUUACACACUGUCGCUGUUGAGUACCAACAAGGGUUACUAGAUAGACUAAACGAAGAAGUCCGAGGCACGGAACUGGAAGGAAUGUCCGUCGUAGACACCAUCAUAAAAACCUCUACGGAACGACACCACGUCCUAGCCUUCAACUACGCCAGUCUAGCCCUCAACAACCAUUUCUUCCUCGAACACCUCAAACCCAUCCCCUCCGACAGUUCCGACCACCAACACACCAUCUCCCUCCACCUCCAAACCCAAAUCCGCUCCCAACACGGUUCUUUAGCUCAACUCAAAUCCACAUUCUCAUCCGCUGCGUUGGGGAUGUUCACAAGUGGACAUGUAUGGCUCGUUACAGACGCAGGAGGGAAUAUAGCCGUCCUCCCCACGUUUGGACCUGGAACGAUGUUGGUGAGGAGUAGGACGUAUAUGGCUCCUACUUUUGAUUCCGAAUUGGGGUUGGACAUGCUUCAGAGCUUGAGGGGACAGAAUAUCCGGCCUGGGGAUCCGUAUGCGAAGGAGUUUGUGGAUGAGAUGAAGCACUUUGAGGGUGCAAGUGCGGAGGAGAGUUCUUCGACUUCACCCACGCCGACGCCGACGCAAAAACAACCACUUCCAGGAGUUACACCCUCGUCUCCUGCAUCCGGAGUAUCUCCUACCUCCUCCGGACCUGGAUCCCAACCUCCCCACACACGUAGCUUCCAUAGCACUCUUUCUGCCCACCUCCCACCACCACCACCCAGCGGUGGCGAAUACGAACAAGCAGGACUCUACGGCGGAGAUCCUACCACACCCACACGAGGUUUCAAAAGAACAGAGUUAUACCUCAUGGGUGAAAAACUCUACCCGCUUCUCUGUCUUUCCGUACAUGAACAUGCAUGGAUGAGUGCUGGGUAUGGUGUUUGGGGGAAGGAAGAGUGGGUUAAGAGGUUUUGGGCUGUGGUGGAUUGGGAGAAGGUUAGUAGGAAUUACGAGUUUUAUGUUUCUACUGAGGGGAAGGCUAGGGAUUGAGGGGGAAAGUAUAUAUCUUACUAGAUAGAGUACGCG